Messenger RNA from Plutella xylostella (diamondback moth), 904 nucleotides. RefSeq lists its product as uncharacterized. The record is from RefSeq and is a predicted model, not a curated record. Lineage: Eukaryota; Metazoa; Arthropoda; Insecta; Lepidoptera; Plutellidae.
CCUCCUUAGCCGACAUAAUAAACAGAACAAAAUCAACCAUUCUGUCAUGUCAAAUUAAAUGAAUCGAUCAUCGAUCAAUGUCAAAUUGUGAAAUCAAGAGCCAGCCAACAGAAUUUUCCUCAAAUAAAAACAAAAACAACAAACCGAAAUGGCCAACACCGAGCAACCGCGCCUAAAACAUGCCCCCUACUCCAAAUCAGCUCUACCCAUUCUGGGCACUUUCAUCGACUACAUAGACACCAGCUUCGAAUACCUCUGGCACAAGACCAUGACCCAAGCCGAGGCUAUUUACGCUAAAAGGACCAGGCCAUCGCUUUCUUCUUCCUUCCUAGCCGUGGCCUGCAUGAUACUGGGUCUUAUUUGCAACGUGAAGUUCGAAGUGGUGACGAAGACUGGGGAUCCGUUGAUGAAUGACUUGCAUUUUUUGGCGCUGAGCCCUGACGAGCAUUUGUAUGUGGACGAUGUUGAUGGGGAACAUAUGCUGUGGUGCCUGGAGUCUUCGGAUUGCAUUGUACUGUUGAUCAGCUGUCUCCUCAUUUGGAAUACCACACGGGUUUCGUCCCCACUGAGCGAGUACCUCUUUCUCCCGUGGCUGGGCGCGGCGCUCCGUGGCCUGUUCCUGCGGCAGGUGCCCACGGCCGUCGCCAUGCUGUACACGGUGAUCGUGGUGAAGAAGAAGUACGUGCUGACGCCGGUGCUGCUGACCGGGUUCUCGCUGCUGUUUUUGAUCGAGUCCCGCCUGUGGGUGGAGGUGGUGCGGCUGGUGCGGCUCCGCUACGAGCAGCGCCAUCUGCCGGCCGUGGAGGUGCCGCUACAAGAUCUCCACCGUGGCGAGGUGCCUAGUGUGGAAAUGCGGAACCAUCUGUAUUAGACCACUUACUGUUGUGUUUUUAAAGACUUAUUA